AUGUCUAGUUGUCAAUCAAAUAGUGCUACCUCUACGGCAUUUGCUCCUGCUAGAUCAAAGGAUCCAGCAUGGUCCCAUGCACGUGUAGUGCCAAGAGCAAGAAAUAGUGCUCAAUGUCUUUAUUGUAGCAAAAUCAUUAGAGGUGGCGGAGUCACAAGGUUGAGGCACCAUCUAGGUGGGAUUUCAGGUGAUGUAGAAGCAUGUAAAAAAGUCUCUGAUGAUAUAAAAUGGCAAAUGAAAGAGUUGAUCAAUGAAAUGAAAAAAAACCAAGAGAAGAAAAGAAAACUAAGCUUAGAGAUUGGAUGUGGAAGCCUUGUAGAUUUAACAUAUGAUGAUGUUGAUGUUGGUGAUGAUGAGUAUGAGGGAGGGAGUCAAGGACCCGUUCAUGAUUCAAAGGGGAAGGGGAAGGGGAAGGGGAAGGAGAAAGUAGGUGGAAAGUCAACAGGGCCAUUUAGCAGAUUUUUUGCUCCAAGAACAAGUCCUGGCUCUCAACCUUCUAUUAAGAGUGCUAUGUGUUCAAAGGAAAUGAUUGACAAAGCAAAAAUGACUAUAGCAAAUUGGUGGUAUGAUGCUAAUUUACCUUUCAAUGCAUCUCAAUCUAAAUUUUAUCAACCAGCUAUAGAUGCUAUAGCUGCCAUCGGGCCAGGAUUCAAGGGUCCUUCUUUACAUGAGUUGAGAGGAAAUUUGUUGAAGAAUUCUAUGACUGAGGUUCAGAAUUAUCUUUUAGAUAUUAAAACAUCUUGGAGGGAUAGUGGUUGUUCACUAAUGGCAGAUGGUUGGACAAAUCAGAGGCAACAACCAAUAAUUAACUUUUUGGUUUAUUGCCCAAAAAGUACAAUGUUUUUUAAGUCUAUUGAUACAUCGGGCCUUAGAAAAGAUGCUGAAACAUUAUUUAAAAUUUUUGAUGAAGUUGUUCAAGAAGUUGGGGUGAAGAAUAUUGUGCAAUUCAUAACAGACAAUGAUGCAAUUUAUAAGGCUGCAGGAAAAAAGUUACAGCAAAAGUAUGGCUCUUUCUUUUGGUCCCCUUGUGCAGCUCAUUGUAUAGAUUUGAUGUUAGAGAAUUUUUGUGAUCCCAGACAUUUUCCUAUUAUUGAUGAAACUAUAAAGAAGGCAAGGAAGAUAACGAAAUUCAUUUAUAACCAUGUUUGGGUUUUGGCUUUGAUGAGAAAGGACUUCACCAAAUGUCAUGAUUUAUGUCGCCCUACAAUCACAAGGUUUGCUACAAAUUUUUUAAGUAUCCAAUGCUUACUGUUGUUUAAGAAAGAGCUUCGACAAAUGUUCACUUGUGAUAAGUGGAUUGUAUCAAGUUAUUCUAAAAGCAACAUAGAGAAGGAGAUAGCUGUGAUUGUUCUAGAAGAUAGAGAGUUUUGGACUCAAUGUCAGUUUAUUGUAACAAUCAGCGAGCCUUUAGUUCGAGUACUACGACUUGUCGAUGGGGAUGAGAAGCCUGCAAUGGGAUACUUGUAUAAUGCAAUGGAGAAAGCCAAAGAGAAUAUAAAAGCAAGAUUGAAGAACAAAGUUUCUGCAUUUAUGCCAUUCAUCAGGGUCAUUGAUGCUAGGUGGGAUAAGCAGCUUUAUAGUCCAUUACAUGCAGCAGGUUGUCUUCUUAAUCCUGGAAUUUACUUUAACCCUUGCUUUAAAAGUAAAAAUGAUGUUUCUAGAGGGUUUAUGACUUGCGUUGUAAAGAUGGAACCUGAUAUUGAUAAGCAAGAUGAGAUCAUUCAACAAAUUGACAUGUAUAAGAAUGCAUACGGUGAUUUUGGACAACCUAUAGCAAUACGCCAGCGUGAAAAAAAUAAUCCAGUAUUUGUUCGUUAUAACUUGAAGCUCCGUGAGAGAAACAUAAAGAGGGGAAGAGAUGCUUUGGAUCUAAUCAAUCUUGAGAAUAUUGACUUGAUGGAGAAAUGGGUAGGUGAAGAAUCAGAGCUUAUUGAUGGAGAAGAUUUGGAUUGGGGAAGUAUUGAGGAGCCAUUAGCCUCACAAAAUUUGGAAGAAGUUGUUAAUGUUGGUCUUGAUAUUGAUGAUGAUGGUGGUGACAAUGACAUUGACGAAAAUAUUUUGAGUAGCUUUGCUAAUGUUGAUCCUUUUUGUCUUAUUGAUGAAAAUGAAUGA
Carya illinoinensis is the source of this 2112-nucleotide messenger RNA. RefSeq lists its product as uncharacterized. Gene Ontology annotation, molecular function: DNA binding. The record is from RefSeq and is a predicted model, not a curated record. Bases 1 to 2112 code for a protein of 703 amino acids. The transcript is spliced from 3 exons. Lineage: Eukaryota; Viridiplantae; Streptophyta; Magnoliopsida; Fagales; Juglandaceae.